GUGUGUUGUUGGUGUGUUGGUGUAUGUGAAUGAAGGAUGGGCAACAAAGCUCAACGAGGGGUACUCUUAGGUUUUAUACCCUUGCGUUUGCUGAUGCACGAAACAGAGGCAAGAGCUCUCACCCAUGUGGACCUCCUAUGCAUCAUUGGCCCGCCUGGCUCCCCGAUUUUUCUCGAAGCUCUUCUGGAAGCAGCUUGGCCAAGUGAGAAUUGCCCCUCACUUGGAGGGGUAACCAAGUCUCCACACGCGUCGCCGGAGCAACUUACCCGCGUGCAAGACUGACAUCUCCCGUCAUUAUGGUACCGUUCCUAGUGAUUCUAGAGCACUGUUGAGCUUCA
Didymella exigua CBS 183.55 is the source of this 338-nucleotide messenger RNA. RefSeq lists its product as uncharacterized. Bases 37 to 282 code for a protein of 81 amino acids. The record is from RefSeq and is a predicted model, not a curated record. The transcript has a single exon. NCBI's taxonomy places the organism in Eukaryota, Fungi, Ascomycota, Dothideomycetes, Pleosporales, Didymellaceae.